CGCGAAAGGGGCAGAACUUCCGGCCUGUUUCCGUGGUAAGGAGGUGAGGCGCAAGGAGCUUUGUCAAAAGACAAGAAGAGUUCUCCUUUUGGUUUCCCACCAUUGGCCCCAUGGCUGCCAUGCAGAUGGAUCCUGACCUAGCCAAGCAACUUUUCUUUGAAGGGGCCACUGUGGUCAUCCUGAAUAUGCCCAAGGGGACAGAAUUUGGCAUUGACUAUAAUUCCUGGGAGGUAGGGCCCAAGUUCCGGGGUGUGAAGAUGAUCCCGCCGGGCAUUCACUUUCUUCACUAUAGUUCUGUGGACAAAGCCAAUCCCAGGGAUGUGGGUCCUCGUAUGGGCUUCUUCCUUAGCUUGCAGCAGCGAGGGCUGACAGUCCUGCGCUGGAAUGCUCUCCAGGAAGAGGUAGACUUGUCCCCAGCCCCAAAGGCUGAAGUGGAAGCUAUGAGGGCCAAUCUCCAGGAGCUGGACCCGUUUCUGGGACCGUACCCAUAUGCCACACUCAAGAAAUGGAUCUCACUCACCAACUUUGUCAGUGAGGCCACAAUGGAGAGGCUGCAGCCUGAAAGCCGGCAGAUCUGUGCCUUCUCAGAUGUGCUGCCGGUACUCUCCAUGAAGUACACCAAGGACCGGGUGGGGCAGAAUCUACCCCAGUGUGGCACCGAGUGCAAAAGUUAUCAAGAGGGCCUAGCCCGGCUGCCUGAGAUGAAGCCCAGAGCUGGGACAGAGAUCCGCUUCUCAGAGCUACCCACACAGAUGUUCCCAGUAGGUGCCACACCAGCAGAGAUAACAAGGCACAGCAUGGACUUGAGCUAUGCACUGGAGACUGUACUCAGCAAGCAGUUCCCCACCAACCCCCAGGAUGUGCUUGGUGAACUCCAGUUUGCCUUUGUGUGUUUCUUGCUGGGCAAUGUGUAUGAGGCGUUUGAGCACUGGAAGCGGCUCCUAAACCUUCUGUGCCGGUCAGAAGCAGCCAUGGUGAAGCACCAUACCCUGUACAUCAGCCUCAUCUCCAUCCUGUACCACCAGCUUGGUGAGAUCCCAGCUGACUUCUUUGUGGACAUUGUCUCCCAAGACAACUUCCUCACCAGCACCUUACAGGUUUUCUUUUCUUCAGCCAGCAGCAUUGCGGUGGAUCCCACCCUGAGGAAGAAAGCUGAAAAGUUCCAAGCCCACCUGACCAAGAAGUUUCGGUGGGACUUUGCCUCAGAGCCUGAGGACUGUGCCCCGGUGGUGGUGGAGCUCCCCGAGGGCAUCGAGACUGGCUAACUGCGAACACGGGAGCUGUGAGAGCCCCCUUCCCACAUGAAUGCAGUCUUGACCUCUCCAUUCACCUUGUCUUUUCCUGGAACCCUCCAGGGCAACAGUCCUGCCAGGUUCUGAAAGAUGGAGCCAGAAUUCCCUCCUUCACCAGUAAAUAAAAUACUUUAUUGUAAAAGAGGCUAUACCCAUCCUAAAAGCACAUUUGUGGGUUCUGUGUCAGCCCAGUCCUGGCUAAGCUGACAAGCUCUUACAGAAGCUCCUGGGAGAGACCUGCCUCAGUAGCAGCGUCAUUCCUUCUCGUGAGAAGUGAAACUGAAAGUCCAAGAGAACUGAUCUCUUGACCUAUAGGAUAAUUAGAAAACAAGAAACCUUAGAUCGCCUUGAGAGUCUGAGAUAUCAGUGGAUGACUUUUUGAAGUUAAAUAUAGGCUCAUAGGAGAAAUGAGCUGCAAUUUCUGCCUGCCCCUGCUUGAAUGGGAGUCCGUGACAAAAAACAGUAGUGAGCCUGGACUGGGAAGUGGGUAACAAAGAAGACAGAUUGGGUCAGUGUUAGCUUUCUCCGCCUAAAUCCCAUGGUCUUGUCCAGAGGCUCCAGUGGUUAAUCUCCCAAACCUGGAGUGGCCCUUGGCCUCAGGGAUCCCGGUGCUAUCAUUUACCAUCUAUUGCACUCCAAAGCCUCAGACUCAGGCAGGCUUGGUACCCUCUUUGUGCCCCGAUUCCUCACAAGAGCUACCAUGACUGUUUCUGAUGACUUGGAAAUACAACAAUAAAACGAAAAGUUCUUGUCCGAAGAAGGCUUCUUAGGCCCUAUUGAAGUUUGUGCCUUCUGAGCUCUGGAAAUGACCUGGUCAGCCUGAAUCUUCCCAGCCCUCCUGUGGAGCUGUCUGUCGUCAGAAUGAGGGUGCUUCUGCUUUCCUGGGAGUCUUGAGGGCAUGCCUGUUGUGCUGUGUGGGCAGAGUUCCAUCUCUAGAUGGAUACACAGGCCCUCCACACUGACCUCGGAUCGUUUGUUGUACUCUUAAGUCCUGGUGCCAUUGUCUCCUAAAGCUGGGGCUCACAGCAGGUUUCUGAAUAGAAUCCCUGCUGGUUAAGACUUCAGUUUCUCUUGUUUCCUUGGAGAUGUUUUUCCAAGAGCAUAAUGUACAUUAAAGUCUUUGAAUUGAGACUAAUCCUCUUGUGUGAGACUCUUGUAGUUACUCUGCCCAGUUUUCUGAGCCAGGCCACUUACAGUUUUUUAAGCCGGGUCCAUUUGUACACAUCUCUCUGCAGAGCACCCAGGAGACACUGCCCAGCCCUGCAGUCUCUGGAGGAGACAGGCAGCCGGCAUUACCUAUUCCCUGUAGGCGUUAGAGACAGGCACACUCUGUAACUUUAUAAUAAACCUUUAGUUUCAC
This is a messenger RNA of Chinchilla lanigera (long-tailed chinchilla), 2652 nucleotides long. It is a transcript of the gene Aar2, whose product is annotated as AAR2 splicing factor homolog. Bases 111 to 1265 code for a protein of 384 amino acids. The record is from RefSeq and is a predicted model, not a curated record. Gene Ontology annotation, biological process: spliceosomal tri-snRNP complex assembly. The transcript is spliced from 4 exons. Lineage: Eukaryota; Metazoa; Chordata; Mammalia; Rodentia; Chinchillidae.